Molecule: messenger RNA, 1707 nt
Organism: Vespula vulgaris
Lineage: Eukaryota; Metazoa; Arthropoda; Insecta; Hymenoptera; Vespidae
Exons: 5
Coding region: 111-587 (158 amino acids)
Molecular function (GO): sequence-specific DNA binding
Source: RefSeq, a predicted model, not a curated record
UUUGGAGGUUAAAGAAUUCAGAAAUUUAUUAAUUUAAUAUAUUCUUAGAAAUUUAUGACAAUUUUUCUAUUUUAUUAUUAAUAUAUAUUAUAGGAUUUUUUUUUAUAAAGAUGGGUAAAUUAUGUUAUUUAUGUAAUCGAAAAGCCUCAAACACAGAAAAUAUUUCAUUACAUAGUUUUCCAAAGCAUUUAACUGUACGUCAGAAGUGGUUAAAUGUUUGUGGAUUAAAUUUAAAUGACGAUGUAUCACAUUCUUAUAUCUGUUCUGUUCACUUUGCUGAAACAGAUAUCAAUAAAUGUAAUGCUUUUGGAAGAAGUAAAUCUGUAAUUAAACCUGGAGCAGUCCCUUCCAUGUUUAUAACAAAUCCUCUUGUCAUAGGAGAAGUUGAUAAGUUGUCAUCAAAAGCAUCCGCAAAUGAUUGUAAUGAUAGAUGUAAAAAUAUUUUGUCAGAUACUGAAAAUACAGUUGAAGUCUCUGAUAAAAAUUGUAAAUCCACAUUUAUAAAACAUAAAUCUAAAGAUGAUAAUACCAAUGAUACAGUUGCUUUAAUUAACCAUUAUUUUUAUUAUCAUAGCUCUAGAUCAUAAUAGCUACAAUAUUUCCAAAAAAAACGAAUAUUCUUUGAACCGCGUUAUAUAUCUGAAAUUACGACGGCAGAUGUUGCAUCUCCAAGAAGGGCUGAGAGAGUCAUCAAAUUAAUAAAAGCAACUGAUCAACAAAAAUUGAAACGUAUUAAAAAUUUACAAGAUCAAACAAGGAAGCUUAAAAAACGCGUUACCUUUUUACAAGGUAUAGUAUCUCGUUUGAAGAACAAAAAAAUGAUAUCUGAAGAAAGUGGAGACACUUUUAUGAAUACUUUGCGCACAACGGAAAAAGUAACUUUUUCUAUCUUACUUCAUUGGUAACCCUACCACUUAUGGGGACUGGCAAUAUAUUCCUAUUACAUAUGUAUAUGAUCGGAAUCGACUUGGCAUUAAUUAACAUAGCUCUAUCUCUUUCCAUCCGGAAUAUCAGCAGGUCCGAUUGUAAAAGGCGGUAAAUUCAAAGUCAGUAAAAAUCUUUGAAAUGUGAUCAUUUUUCUAGUCUAUUAAUUACUGUGAUUGACAUUAUACCAUAUCAUAAAUGUAAGAUACAAAAGAAAUAUUGUAUUUAUUGAUAAAAAUAUAUAAAUAUUGAUAACAGAAAAGGUAAUAAAGUCGGAAAAUGUAAGAUCAGGUUCCCGCCAAAAUAAUUGUCGUCGUUGGCCUGGCGGUUAGCGGGCGCCAUGGCGCCACCGUCGGAAGACGCGAUCACUGUUUUCAUUCCGUCUCGUGCUGGUUAGGGGUAUUUUCUGGAUCGUGAAAAUCCGAUUUUUCUACGGUUUAUCGGCCGUAAGUCGUCAUCAUUGGUUCGAGAGAUGAUCGUUAAGAAUAAUCGUUCAGGUGUCUCAAGUGCGUUCGGAAAGUAUUCUUGGAAAAACAGGAAGUGAAUCUAGGAGGGAAGAGCAUUAGCGAGGAGAGCCAUCUUGACGAGCAUCGGCUCUCUUCGCUCGUGGUAGAGACAGAAGAAGAGGAAAGGAGUCGCGUGUGGCGGCAGCAAUGACAUCUUUCCGAAAUAAUCGCGAUAUCACGACGCGCUUGAAUUAUUUGCGUUAACGGUAGUCGCUUCGCGUAAGGCCAAAGCCAUUUUAGCCGGGUGAUCCGCGUGCGUUAACGCGAAAACGAAGGA